Cheilinus undulatus (humphead wrasse) is the source of this 4833-nucleotide messenger RNA. RefSeq names its product solute carrier family 7 member 4 (gene slc7a4). The record is from RefSeq and is a predicted model, not a curated record. Bases 227 to 2242 code for a protein of 671 amino acids. NCBI's taxonomy places the organism in Eukaryota, Metazoa, Chordata, Actinopteri, Labriformes, Labridae. Gene Ontology annotation, molecular function: amino acid transmembrane transporter activity. Gene Ontology annotation, cellular component: plasma membrane. The transcript is spliced from 5 exons. Gene Ontology annotation, biological process: transmembrane transport; amino acid transport.
GUCCCUUUAAGAAACAGUCCAGGCUGGAGCUACAUGUUUUAUUCCUCGGCGCACCUUCUGCUCCAUCAUCAUCAGACGAUUCAUCCUGGCAACUUCUAACCGCUCCGAACCUGCAGCACAGAUGAUACAGCCUGAAAAACAACGGUCAGCGUCAUAGACAGCUGAUGGAUCCAGAGUGACCAUUAAAUCACCAUUCUGCACAGCUGGCCUGUCAUCCUCCGUCACUAUGGCAACCUGUCCCAGAGGCUGCACCCCAGCGGUGCGUCUUUGUCAGAAACUGAACCGGCUGAAGACACUGGAGGACGACAUGAUGGCCACAUCAUUGAAACGCUGCCUCUCCACCUUGGACUUGACUCUGAUGGGGGUCGGAGGCAUGGUGGGCUCUGGGCUCUACGUCCUAACUGGAACGGUGGCUAAAGACAUGGUCGGGCCUGCCGUCAUCAUAUCAUUCCUUUUCGCCGGGAUCGCCUCUCUUCUGGCUGCCUUUUGUUAUGCAGAGUUUGGAGCACGCAUCCCCAAAACAGGAUCUGCCUACAUGUUUACCUACGUCUCAGUGGGGGAGAUUUGGGCCUUCCUCAUUGGCUGGAAUGUGAUUCUGGAGAAUAUGAUUGGUGGUGCUGCAGUGGCACGUGCCUGGAGCGGUUACUUGGACUCCAUUUUUAACCACGCCAUCCAGAACUUCACCCAGACGCACAUAAUGCAGUGGAACGUGCCCUUCCUUGCACAUUACCCAGAUGUCCUUGCAGCAGGGAUCCUAAUAAUUGCCUCAUUCUUCAUUUCCUUUGGAGUUCAAGUGUCCUCUUACCUCAACCACAUCUUCUCCACCAUCAGCAUGGGUGUCAUCAUCUUCAUCCUCGUUUUUGGCUUUAUGCUGGCCGAACCAGCCAACUGGAGCCAAAAAGAAGGGGGUUUUGCUCCCUUUGGUUUAUCUGGAAUACUUGCAGGCUCGGCUACAUGCUUCUACGCAUUUGUGGGCUUUGACGUGAUAGCAUCCUCAAGCGAGGAGGCAAAGAACCCACAGAAAGCUGUUCCCAUUGCAACGGCGAUCUCACUUGGAUUGGCAGCAACAGCUUACAUCCUGGUGUCCACCGUGCUCACACUGAUGGUACCCUGGCAUACACUGGACCCAAACUCGGCGUUAGCAGAUGCUUUCUUUCGCCGGGGUUACAGCUGGGCUGGGAUUGUCGUGGCAGUUGGUUCCAUAUGUGCCAUGAACACCGUGCUGCUCUGUAAUCUCUUCUCCCUCCCUCGGAUCGUGUACGCCAUGGCUGAAGAUGGGCUGUUCUUCACUGUUUUUUCACGCGUCAACCCUGUCACCAAAGUUCCUGUCAUUGCUAUUCUGGUGUUUGGGUUUCUCAUGGCUACUAUGGCUCUCAUCUUUGACCUGGAGGCCUUGGUUCAGUUUCUGUCCAUUGGCACCCUCUUGGCCUACAGCUUUGUGGCAGCGAGUGUCAUAGUGCUGCGCUUCCAGCCUGAGAAAAGCAGCAACAAGGGAACAGCCUCGACAUCUCCUAACCCCAAUGCUGGCCCAUCUCCUGCACCGUCAGAGUCUCAGACCAUAGCCGAGGACAGUGGGGAGCUGAAGCAGUACGAGUCUUUCUCUGACAAACUCCAGCUGGUAGAGAGGCAGAAAAACAGGGAGCGGAGAGGAGUAGGGCAGCUGAAGGCGUACUGGGAGCCGUACCUGGGCAGGCUGUUGGGGGACUGUGAGCCGGGCGAGGUGGUGGCCUUCAGCGUGCUGACUCUGAUUGUCAGCUCAGUGUCUUUCUGUGCUGUGUUGGAAUUUGGAAACAAACAGCUGCAGCUGCCUGUGUGGAGUUUCACGAUGCUGCUGGUGAUCUUUAGCUUAGCUUUUGUUGUUAGCCUGGUGCUCAUUUGGAUCCAUGAGCCACAAACUGACAGCAAAACAUUCCAGGUUCCAUUGGUUCCACUGACUCCAGGUGUUAGUAUCCUGAUUAAUGUGUUCCUCAUGAUGAAGCUGAGUGCUCUGACCUGGGUUCGAUUCACAGUCUGGAUUGCCAUAGGUCUUUUUGUGUAUUUUGGCUACGGGAUCUGGCACAGUAAGGAGGGCAUGCGGGAGCUGCAGCCCAAAGACAUGGCCGCCAGAUACGUGGUGCUACCCAGCGGCAGCCUGGUAGAGACAGUGCAGUCGGUCCAGCCUGAGGGACAGGUAGACUCCUCGGCCCACCACACCAGCUCCCCCACUGCCCCGCCAGCUGAAGAUUUCACAGGGAAGAGAUGAUGUGUGACCAAACAAAGUCAUUACUACUGCCUGGUACCAUGUGUUGUCUCACACUCUUACGCUGUUCUAUUACUACUGUACUCUCUGUAUCUCACUCCCUUUAGCCUGUGAGCGGCCUGCCACAGUCUGUACUUGUUUCUCUGCAGAUGUUAGCACACCACAGGAUGGGAUGCACGCUCUCUGUCUCGUUGUGAAGCAUAUUUGUAUAUCUUGUAAUACUCGAAUGUACAGUAGAGAGCUUUAUUACUGUUCUGUAAAGCAUCAAAGUUGUGUUAUAUCCUUUAAGACUAGCUCUCUCCUCUGCAACUUUCACAAGAUUUCAGAAACCAUGAGGUCAGUUUUUUCUUUGUGACUACAGUUUUAGUUAAGCAUACUCAGUGGAGAACAUUUAAAGUAUUGAUGCAUAUCUGGAGCUGCAAGUCAGCAAUCACUUAUUUUAAAGAAAACCCAGUGCACUGUUUGAGUAUAUUAAGCAUGUGUUAGUUAAGCAGAGGAAUGCACAGACUUUCUGAGUUUACAUUUUUGCCUUCUUCUUUAAUUUUCCCGGUUUCUAACAAACUAUUUAACCCCAUAUUCUCAGAUAUGUAUUUAUUUUUCUAUUGAAACUAUUUUGCUUUUGUACAGCUUUGAUUUUUUCUUUGUUUUCUGUUGCUGCCACUGAUGGUUUUGUGUAUGUGUUCUAUAUGUUAUGUAACGACCUCCAUUAGACCCCAUCAGUAAUUUUGUUAACCUUUGAAGUAUCUGAACACCACUGCAGUUCUUCUCUUAAUCUCCUUAAUCUCAUCCCAUGACCUCUUACUUUUUGUGUCACUGAUUUCGCAGUCGUUUCUCACACUCAUUUUUACACUUUUGCCCAGCUGGAAUGAGAUUACACAAUUAAAGCACAUUAAUUAUUAAGCUUCUAUUUCACAGUCAUAUGACUGAUUUCCAGAGAUUACCUGAGAAAUUUUAAGAAUAUCUGAUAUACUCUGAUCACUUUAAGAUCUUGCUCUGCACAAAUAUUUAGUCAGCCAAUCACAAGACAGCAACUAAUACAUUUAGACAUGUAGACAAGAUCAAGACGAUCUUGACCUUGCAUCAGAAUGAGGAAGAAAGGAGAUUUUACCCCUUAGAAUUAUGGGUAAAAUGAGUCAAAAAGGCUAUCCAUAUUAACUUGAAUGCUGUAUUUGAGCCAUGAGUACAAGCACAAACAAGGUGUCAAGGCAUCAGACUCACGGUAGCUGCUACUAGUAUUGAGUUCUACAACAAAAAAACAAGGUAUGACUGUAGCUGGGAGGUAUUAGCUGGAAAACCCCUGUAGAUAACUGAAUGCUAUAACAAUAAUCUGCCAGCCUGCCUGUGGGCCCUUGGAUUUUUAAGGGGUUAAGUGACUUUUUUUAAGACUAAAUUUUGACCCUGUCAAUUGAAAGUUGCAGCAUUAACUGAGUCUCAGCAGACCAAGCAACAUUUCCCAAUCUUUUCAUCCUCCAAUUUUGGUGAUCCAAUUCAAAUUGUAGCAUAAGUUUCCAGUUCUUAGCUGAGAGGAGUCUUCUGCUGCAGUAACUCAUCUGCUUCUAUGUUUGACUGGUUUUGCAUCAGUUAUGCUUGUCUCAGGCCAUCAGAUGCCAUCAGCCAUGUCACUCUUAUUACCAUUCUGAUGCUCGAUUUUAACUUCAGCAGAUGACUUUGACCAUGUCUACAUGCUUAAAUGAAAUGGUUGCUGCCAUUUUAUUGGCUGAUUAGAAAUUUGCAUUAAAAUGCAGUUGAACAGUUGUACCUAAUAAAGUGAUCAGUGUGUAUAAGGCAAGCACAAACCUAUUAAAUGAAAUCAGGGUAGAAUAUAUUGGCAGGCCAGCAGAUAUUUGUUAUGCUAAACGGGGGAUGUGCUUCAUCUCUCUGAGGCCUCCGUAAUCCCUGCAGAUUUGCAGUGUUCACUGUCGCCAGUCUGCGGCCUGACCUAGAUUAAAAACAGCACACAUGUGAGACUGAUAACAUUCCUGCUGCCGGCACUCAAACAAAAGCUUCAUCCAGCAGCACAAUGCUUUAAUUUUACUACAAAGAUAAAUGUACCUUAAAGGAUCCCAUUGAUGUUUUUCUCGCUUAGUUUGCUUGUUUGCAUGUAUUGUAAGAAACCAAUGGCCUUAAACGUGAUGUCAUAGAUGCAGACUGAAUUCCAAAGUAAACAAUCCUAGUUAUUUCUUUAUUUUAUUCUGUUUAAUGCUAACUGUUACACAAGACUUUCAUGCUUUCUCGGUAUUGAACCAAAACACAGAGAAUUCACACAUUAGGAGGUGCUGGGGCAUGACAUGGAGUCAGGUUUACCAGGAUUUUGUACAACUUUGCACACUGAUGUCUGUUGAUUUUGUGUCACAGUUUUGCUUUUGUGACAAAUCUUGACCCUUGGGUGCUUUCUUUUAUUUUUAAGCUGAUCGCUGUCUCACCUCUUUCUCUCGUCUCUUUCUAUGCCAGGACGCACAGGCAUAAAUGAUCUUUUUUCUAACUUCUGAAUAUUACUGUACUCUCUACUUGCACAUUGUUAUCAAAUCUUUCUGUUAUGUUGUAUGUCUGUAUAAACAUGUAAAAGAUGUGUUACACAUGAAAUAAAUGUUUUG